Penicillium chermesinum is the source of this 1407-nucleotide messenger RNA. RefSeq lists its product as uncharacterized. Gene Ontology annotation, cellular component: membrane. The transcript has 5 exons. Gene Ontology annotation, biological process: carbohydrate transport; transmembrane transport. Gene Ontology annotation, molecular function: carbohydrate:proton symporter activity. The coding region runs from base 1 to 1407 and encodes 468 amino acids. The record is from RefSeq and is a predicted model, not a curated record. NCBI's taxonomy places the organism in Eukaryota, Fungi, Ascomycota, Eurotiomycetes, Eurotiales, Aspergillaceae.
AUGGGGUUCAAACCUUUCCUUGGCCUUCGCGGUAAUGCUCUCAUCAGAGCAGCGGUGUGGCUCAUUGUAUGUCCGACUUUCACCUGCUAUGGGUACAACAUGAGUGUCGCUGGUGGUCUUUUGACGCUCGAUACGUUCAAUACUCAAUUUCCGCGAAUGGACACUAUCCACACGGAAGGUGCCUUGAAACAUGAGAAUUCGAACAUUCAAGGCACGGUGAUUGCUCUUUAUACGGUGGGAGGUAUCUUUGGAGCCCUCUCCUGCGUGUUUCUAGGAGAUAUGCUUGGACGAAAGAAGGUCAUCUUCUGGACCAAUUUAAUCUUCGUGAUUGGAGCCAUCUUGAUGGCAACUUCCUUCAAUUUUGCUCAGUUUAUCGUCGCAAGAAUCAUCAUUGGCUUGGGUAUUGGCGGCUAUACAGCCACCGUACCCGUCUGGCAGUCUGAGAUCUCGCCAGCUCACAAGCGCGGCUCGAAUGUCGUUACUGACGGUAUCUUCGUCGGCGCUGGUGUCACGCUGGCCCUAUGGGUCGACUUUGGUUUCUUCUUCGUAAAAGAGAAUUCUGUUUCUUGGCGGUUUCCUCUGGCGUUCCCGAUUGUGCUGUCAAUCAUUGCUAUGGCUUUCAUCCCAAUGAUGCCAGAAUCGCCCCGGUGGCUGAUCAAGACCAACCAACUCGAUAGAGCCCGCCAUGUGUUGUCUGCUCUACUGGACGUCGAGCCCGAGUCAGAUAUCAUCACCGACACUAUCCGUGACGUCGAAGCCACCCUUGCUCGCCUCUUCCACCGUGCCUACCUCGCCGCUACUGGGCAGAUGUUCCAGCAGAUGUGCGGAGUUAACAUGAUCACCUACUAUGCUCUGACAAUCUUCCAGGAAAACCUCGGACUGGAUCCCGUGAAAGCCCGAGUCGUCGCGGCUGCAAUGGGCCUCAUGCAGCCCUUCGGCGGAUUCUUGGCCUACACCACCAUCGACCGGCUCGGCCGCCGCCCACUCAUGCUCUGGUGCGCCGGCGCCAUGGCUGUCUGCAUGGCGUUCAUCUUCACAGCGGGCUACUCCGGCCUGACGUUCCUCUACGCCGCCGAGAUGGCGCCGUUGCAGGUCCGUGCGGCAGUCAGCGCUGUCUCCACCGCGACGGUGUGGGCGUUCAAUUUCCUGCUGGCGGAGAUCACGCCUAUUGGCUUUGCUACGAUCGGGUGGAAAUAUUACAUUGUGUUUGCGGUCGUGAACGCGGCGAUUGUGCCCUCUGUGUACUUCUUCUUCCCGGAGACCAAGGGCCGCUCGUUGGAAGAGAUUGAUGAGAUUUUUGCGCAGUCAAAGAAUAUCUUUGAUCCGCCUCGAGUGGCUCGGCGGAUGCAGAUCAUUCAGGCGGAUCAGACGGACUCGGAAGAGGGGGCGCGAGCAGCGAGUAUGUGA